AUGGUUUGCACUGCUAAUGAUUUGCAAGAGUGGAAAGAUUUCCCCAAGGGCCUUAAAGUUCUUCUCCUUGAUGAAGACAACAGUUCUGCUGCCGAGAUAAAAUCAAAGCUUGAGGCCAUGGAUUAUAUUGUUACUACAUUUUGCAAUGAUACCGAAGCGUUAUCAGCAUUUUCAAGCAAUCCUCAAAGUUUCCAAGUUGCAAUUGUUGAGGUAAAUGCAAGCAAUGGCCAUGGGGUUUUCCAAUUUCUCGAAACUGCUAAGGACUUGCCGACCAUUAUGACUUCAAACAUUCAUUGCCUAAGCACCAUGAUGAAGUGUAUAGCGCUUGGUGCAGUUGAGUUCCUGCGGAAACCACUCUCGGAAGACAAACUUAGGAAUAUUUGGCAGCAUGUUGUUCAUAAGGCAUUCAAUGCAGGAGGGAGUGCCAUCUCUGAAUCACUGAAGCCUGUCAAAGAAUCUGUAGUAUCCAUACUGCAGAUCAAACAGGAAACUGAAGAACAGAAAUGUAAAAUCUCAGUAGAAACAGAAAAUGUUUCCAGGGUUCAUGAAAGUGACCGUGAGCAGUCAGUAGGAAGUGAUAAGUACCCAGCUCCCUCAACCCCACAGCUUAAACAGGGAUCACGAUUACUCGCUGAUGGGGAUUGCCAAGAUCAAAUUAACUGCUUAUCAGAGAAAGAGAGUGGGGAGAAUGACAGUGAAUCUAAAUCAGUCGAAACUACGUGUGGCAAUCCAAUCGAUGAAGGCACAGUUCAAAUGAGUGAACCUCAAAUGACUCGGAAAAGGGUGGUUAAAGAGGAAAAUGACUCUGUUAAUGGGUCUCAGCACCCGCAUAAUAGAAACAGUGCCAAUGAUGUUGGUGGUGCUGCUGAAAAUCUGAGUAAAGCAUCUACUCCCAAUAAUUCAUGCAAAUCUAAUCGGAAGAAGAUGAAGGUAGAUUGGACGCCUGAACUGCACAAGAAAUUUGUGCAGGCAGUGGAACAAUUGGGUGUGGAUCAAGCCAUUCCUUCUCGAAUACUAGAGCUGAUGAAAGCUGAAGGUUUGACAAGGCAUAAUGUAGCAAGCCAUCUCCAGAAAUAUCGCAUGCAGAAGAGACACAUCUUACCCAAGGAAGACGACCGGAGAUUGCCGCAUCCUAGAGAUCCAAUUCAAAGGAGUUAUUAUCCUCAGAAUCAGAAGCCUAUCAUGGCCUUUCCCCCAUAUCAUUAUAAUAAUUCCUUAUCCAUGGCACCAGUCUAUCCUAUGUGGGGACAACCUGGCAGUCAACCAGCUGGUGUCCAGAUGUGGGGUUCACCUGGCUAUCCCCAGUGGCAACCAUCAGAAAGUUGGCAUUGGAAGCCUUAUCAAGGGAUGCAAGCUGAUGCAUGGGGUUGUCCUGUAAUGCCACCUCUGCAAGGUGGUUAUCCCUCUUAUCCUCAAAAUGCAGCAGGUUUUCACGCCGGUGUAGUUGAUAAUGGGUGCAGCAUGCAACAUAAUUCGUUUGACCUUCAUCCGGCAGAAGAGGUAGUUGACAAGGUUGUGAAGGAGGCAAUAAGCAAGCCAUGGCUACCACUUCCUUUGGGCCUUAAGCCUCCUUCCACUGAAGGUGUACUAGAUGAGCUAUCAAGGCAAGGCAUCUGCAACAUCCCUCCUCACAUCAACCGCUCUAACACCCCCUGA
Messenger RNA from Prunus armeniaca (apricot), 1656 nucleotides. NCBI's taxonomy places the organism in Eukaryota, Viridiplantae, Streptophyta, Magnoliopsida, Rosales, Rosaceae. The record is from the annotation of a GenBank genome assembly.